Molecule: messenger RNA, 1277 nt
Organism: Exserohilum turcica Et28A
Lineage: Eukaryota; Fungi; Ascomycota; Dothideomycetes; Pleosporales; Pleosporaceae
Exons: 1
Coding region: 32-1168 (378 amino acids)
Source: RefSeq, a predicted model, not a curated record
CCGAUGCACCCACGGUAGAGGCGCACCCAACAUGUUCAGCGUGCGCUCCAUUGUCCUCCUGGUGCUAUCCUACGUCGUAAUCCCGCGCCUCACAUUUCUCCCGCCGAACAUCCAUACGUUCCUUUCGAUUGUCGGGCCCUUUCUUAUUCCCUACACGUGGGACUUGAUACAGACGGCGCGCGCGACUUCAAGAAGCGGUCCCAUACGGCCGACGCCAGCGAGAGUUCAAUAUGCGCUCAACCUGUUGUUUGUGAGCGCAGUGGUGUGCCUCGUUCUCUCGUUUUCACGAUUUGCGCCCGAGAACAUCUUCCUCCAGACAAAGAGUCACAUACGGACGGAGACCAGCGUCUUGUUUCUGCGACUGAGGCUCCUGCGGCCGCUGACAGCCGCGGACGAUGCGCUACGAGAAAAGUUCACAUGGAGUAUACGCAAUAAACUGCUCUACCUCGCAUACGGCCCGGACACGCUUUUGGACUGUACUUGGUGCAGCGCAGCCGACGGAGACGACCAGCGAAACUACUUUAUAUACUCGCUCCCUGAGAUCGUCACGCCGCACAUCGCCCAACUAUCCGCCCUCGGUCUCGCUACGUCGUCGCUGCUCGCGCCCGAAUGCUCGCGCUUCCGCACACACGCAGCCAUUGCAGGGGUAUUGUCAAUGGUGGUGGAAAUAUGGUACAUGGGCACAUAUGACAUCUUUGUCAACAAGCAAGCCAAAUACGUGCAGGAUCUCGAUUCGGCAUACUGGCGCGUCCGCUUUCUACGAUACAUGGCAUUUGCUCUGGUCGACAUGGGCCUGGCGUUUGUGCUCUGGGCGACGAGUACGAACCGGUGGCUGGCAAAGCCCAUUUCGAUUGCGGAGCGGAUGGAGACGACGACGCGCACGGCUGAAGAGACGUUCAACAAGAUGCGGGCAUUGGCGCUGCUCACAAACUCUGUCAACCGCGACCCGGCGCUGCGAGGGGUGAGAGAGGAAUACUGGAGGACAGAGGGACAGGUGACGGCAGAGGUGGUGCAAGACGAGACCGUGACUGAGCAGAUUAAUGCUGCGAUCAGCAAGCUGGACUUUGUUGCUCUCGAGGGGCGUGUUGGCGAGGUUGCAGAUGGAAUUAUCAAGGGCAUUGAUAGUCUCGCGGCAGGUCCCACGUUAUCCGCGAGUCAGAUGGGCUAGGUUUUGUCAUGUCGUGCAUUCGCACGCCGCUCGGCGGUCUUAUCUGAAGGACUGGGGGUGGACGGAUAGAAGUGGAGGGAGGAUGGGCUACCUGCGGAAUCUUGGUGGG